AUGCCUGAUCCCUUGUUGAACCAUCUGCAACUGCAUCAGGAACAGUCUAGUUUGGCAUCGCAGUCUGUUACAACAAAUUCGUCAGACCAACAACAAGAUCCCUCGAUGAGCUCCUCGACGGAUCAACAGCCGAAGCCAGGGCUAUUUCGUCGGCCACGACUACUUUCAUCGGGCACCAAUGGCAGCACCAUCACUCAGGAUAGUACCACCAUACCGUUGUCGCCACGACAAGUAAAUUCAUCAAAUCAGGAACAAAACCUGUCAUCGGAGGAAGUGAACCGAAAACGACCUCGGGUUUCAAAAGCCUGUACAUAUUGCCGUUUAAAAAAGGUCAAGUGUGAUGGGAACUUGCCAUGUUUUCAUUGUCAAGAAAGUAACGAUGGCGAUUGUGUUUACGUUGGCGAUCCCAGAAAGAAACCCAAGGCCAGGGCGUUAAACCCCAGUUCCAAAAACCCUCCAAAAACCGCUCCUAUAAAAUCGCCAAAAGUGAACAAGGCUCAAACAAUAAAGCAGUUAAGUUUGAAGUUGGACAAAAUAGAGAAUUUACUAGGAGUGUUGACUGAUGAAAUACGCGGGACAAAACAAUCAAAAGGUAAUCGACCACUAUCCCCGCCUAUAAAGAUUGAUGAAGACGAUACCGGAGUCAAAACUGAAGAUGUGGCAAGAUCUACCGACCAAGGGAAUCAUAAACCAAAUGUACCUCAUAUAACAAGUAACAAAUUUGCAUCACAUUCCAUUUUGGACAUUUUUUCAAAGUCGUCCUUGGAGUCCAUGUUUCAAGGGUUGGGUCCGUGUAAUCGAGUUGAAGUAAGGGACAUUCUACACAUUGGUUCGAUAUACAACUUUUUCUCUCAUGCAUUCAUGGACUCCAUCUGUCAGCCAAUCAAGACCACUAUUCGUAGUAGAACGGACCUUAUAGACAACACAUUCAACAACGCAUCGAUCCCGCUCGAGAUUCUCACCUAUUUUGAUGACAUAUACAUCGCAUCCUAUAUUUGUGAUUCAUCAUAUGUCAAGUCAUUAUUUGAGAGCUACUUUAACAACAACAAAAAGGUUUAUACGAAAGGACCGAAUUCAAAGCUCAGGUCUUUUACAUGGUCAGAAUUGAUGAUUAUGACGAUUCUGAUAGGACUUUGUAUAUCGAUUCUCGUGGACGAAAGAAAUGUAAACAAGAUGAAAAAAAAACCGACGCCGCAUAUAUUACAAUCACUUAGUGAUAAGCAAUUGGUUGAAAUCGAUACUAAAUGUUUCUUCUCGGCGAUAUUCUAUUACAAUCGGUUAGUGUUGUCCAGUGAAGGGGUUGAAACGGUUCAAGCGUUUGCAUUGCUCAUACUUUACAUGCAAACUGUGAUUUCCUCCGUCAAGCUGAUUUUUAUGCCAGUGACUAUAGCUGUUAGGUAUGCACAAGACUUGGGGUUUCAUCGCAUGGAGUCAUAUGAAGGAUUGAGCUGGCAUGAACGCAAUAUGCGCAAAAGAUUAUGGUGGUUUUGUCUGACUUACGAGGUUUCCUAUUGUUAUCGUUAUGGGAAACCUUUGCAAGUGAGGGAAGAUGGUUUGGCUAGCCUCAUUGAAGGCGACAAAUCCACAGCCACUAUUGUGCAAUCCAGUAUCCGGCUGAUGCGGACCUUGUGGGAUGAUGCCAAAAAGCUGAAUGACGUUUCAAGGUUGAGUGAGCUAGGCGAGGAUAAGACGUUGCAUAAAUGCGCGGCCUAUUUCAUGUAUCGCCUUACAAAGAUUCGAGUGCAAUCAUACGACUUGAUUUAUGGUAUUCCUUCACAAGAUGCUAGGCUAGACACUAUUUUGACCUACAUUGAUCAGAUAAACAAAGAUAUGCAAGAUCUCGCUGACUUUAUUGAGCCCCCAAUCACGAUAUGUUAUUACAAUGACCCUCGAUUUUUUUACAAGCCAAAGAACAAACCUCUGGACCAGGUAUUAGCAUUUGAUUGUGGAAAAGAAAAUUUUCUCGCCAUGUAUAUGAACUUUUAUAUGCACUUGAUGACUAUCAAUCGAACUGGUAUUCAAGAAGUACCACCUACAGAAGAGAAUGAAUUGACAAUUGAAAGAGUGAAAGGGUUUAGACAUAUUUCCCUUGAAAGUGCCAGGACUAUUCUUCACAUUGUAAAGAGUUUCAAUUUAAGAAUGAUGCCAUAUUCAUCAUUCAGCUGGUAUCUAUACGAACCUUUUGCUGCUUUUUGUCAUUUGGCGAGUUCCCACUUUGCCAAUCCCAACUCCCCCGAAGCAGAACUGGAUUUGAAACUUAUGAUUGAAAUUUCGUUACAAUAUUUUAGUUACAAAAACAAGACUAAAAGUGUCAAAAUCCAACGCAAUUGCAUUCGACAAACUUUGUUUGAUUUGGUCACUAGAUACUUGUUACGUGUCUUUAUGAAUAUAACGAAUGAAGAAGUCAGAAUGAAAUUGUUUGCUGGUAACAAAGCUCUUCAGAAGCAUUUGGAUUUGCCUGUACAAUUCCCCGAAUUUUACACAUCAGAGGGUAAGUUGGGUAUAAACAGCAGCUCCACCUCAAAAAUUUUUGAAAUGUGGUUUCGUGCCUACAACUUUUCGGAUGUUGAGCCAAGUGCUGAUUCUGUUACAAGACUGGAGAUCUUGGGGGUAAGCACGUCCCGAAGUGAGGUUGAUACUGGAGUUAGUGCUAACAGAACUCGCGAAAGUAAUGCCAACAGCAGUGGUAGCGGCAGUGGCAGUGGCAGCGGCAGUGGCAGUGGCAGCGGCAGUGGCAGCGGCAGCGGCAGUGGCAGCGGCAGCGGAGGAAGUAACAGCAUAAGGAACAGCAACACAGCUACCGGUGCUAGCAGUGAAACCAGCAACGAAACUGAUAGCGCCACUCAUAACGACAGCAGUUCCACCAAAAGGAAAAUCGACAAUAUUUUGAAACAAGCCAUCUCGCCACUGAAUUCGACAAGGGCGAGAUCUCAAGAACAAGGGAGUCAACCUCUGGAUGAACAAUCAGGUAUGCCAAAUUCCUCGCGGCAGGCUCUUAAUUCUUCGUCACAAUUUGUUCCACCUUCCAACGCAAUCCCUCAAGCGUAUACACCCAGAACAAGACAAUUUAGUAAGCACUGGAUGACUGAGCAGAAUCCUCAUACACCCCAGAAUCUCCACCAACGAUUCAAUUCAAACGAUCAACGACAUCAAGUGGAAUGUACCCCGCUGACUUUGCAAUCCAGUGUCCCUUCCCAAUACCGAAUGCAAGAUCUGCGAGAACAGCAUCAAUAUCGACAACCUUCCCACCAGCACCAGCCACCUCACCCUCAGCAACAAUUCCCUGCUCAACUGGGCUACAUGGCAAACUACGCUCCGAGGUACCUGGAUGCGUCAUCUACUGCAUCUCAUUUUUCACAAUACCAGCAUAGCUCCAUCCCACAAGUUUACCCAGUCGAAAUGCAACAACCAUUUGUUCAACAGCCGUCCAUUGAACCUCCUCCCCCUCCUCCAGUGUCAAAUCCACAAAAUCCACCACUUGAACAAGUGAUUGCUCCACCAGCAUUCUUCGAAUCACUUCAUCCUAUUGUCACUGAGAAUAUAGCCACAAGUGGCAAUCCUCAACUGGAUGUUACGGCUCAAUUUGAGUAUGAUUUCAUUGGUGGGUCAAUUACGGAAGAGUUUGAGGAACUGUUUAAGGAUACCAGGAAUGUAUAG
Messenger RNA from Lodderomyces parapsilosis, 3657 nucleotides. It is a transcript of the gene HAL9, whose product is annotated as Hal9p. Gene Ontology annotation, biological process: DNA-templated transcription; regulation of DNA-templated transcription. Gene Ontology annotation, molecular function: zinc ion binding; DNA binding; DNA-binding transcription factor activity, RNA polymerase II-specific. The record is from RefSeq and is a predicted model, not a curated record. The coding region runs from base 1 to 3657 and encodes 1218 amino acids. The transcript has a single exon. Lineage: Eukaryota; Fungi; Ascomycota; Pichiomycetes; Serinales; Debaryomycetaceae.